Messenger RNA from Lasiosphaeria miniovina, 5373 nucleotides. RefSeq lists its product as uncharacterized. Gene Ontology annotation, cellular component: small-subunit processome; 90S preribosome; t-UTP complex. Lineage: Eukaryota; Fungi; Ascomycota; Sordariomycetes; Sordariales; Lasiosphaeriaceae. The transcript is spliced from 3 exons. Gene Ontology annotation, molecular function: snoRNA binding. Gene Ontology annotation, biological process: maturation of SSU-rRNA from tricistronic rRNA transcript (SSU-rRNA, 5.8S rRNA, LSU-rRNA); positive regulation of transcription by RNA polymerase I. Bases 1 to 5373 code for a protein of 1790 amino acids. The record is from RefSeq and is a predicted model, not a curated record.
AUGGCGACAUCUCUGGCUGCGCAGCUCAACAAAAUCGCGUCCCAAUCUCGAAGCAGUUUAAACACAAAGACUGUGAAGGCGGCUCAUGCCAAGUCAUUGCUCUUCGAGGCUCGCGUAGCAGCAACCCAGUCCUUUCCAGAGAUCUAUUCGCUGUGUCACGAUGGCUUCGAAGAAUUGUGCCACCUGGAUCCACGUUUCAGUCACUAUGCCACCAACCUCUUCAGCAACGAGAGCCAGGAUGCGGAACGAAUUCAAAUGACGGCUGAGGAGAAUGUAGCACUGGACAGGCGUGUAGAAUCGUUCCUCCACCUUGUCGGCGGCCGUCUUCGACUUCUUCCUGCGAUAAAGGCCAUUGAAUGGCUGAUUCGGAGAUUCCGAAUCCACGAGUUUAACACGGCGACUCUAAUUACCACUUUCCUACCGUUUCACACCAUCCCGGCCUUCGUCACCUUGCUGUCCAUUUUGCCCCGCCAGAUUCCCGACAAGUAUAGGUUUCUUGACCCCUAUAUCCGCUCUCUGACGGCGCCUCCUCGGGCUGCCAUUGUCCAGCAGGCGACAAACCGCCCGGAGAUCCUCUCGACCAUCUCCGAGUACACCCUUGAAUCGUGCCGAUCUAAACAUGAGUACCCCGGGCUAAUUUCGUUCUGGGGCGGUAUCAUGGUGGAGGCUGUCAAUGGAAUGCUCGACAAGAUGCGGUCCGGGAGGAAGAGCAUCCAGAUGGAGAACAACCACACCCUACUCCAGCAAAUUUCGCCGGUUCUGAGCGAGGCCAUGGUCAUGAAGGACGUGCCGGGCCUUCAAAUUGCAAGCUAUAUGAUUAUUGCGGUUCUUGCCUCCAAGGGCAGUCUGGACGAUGGGGCACUGUCUGCCUUCAUGGACCAGCUCGUCCUCGGCUGGACAGCUGAGACUUUCCGCUCGGGCCUUGUCUGCCUCUGCAUUCUAUCGCAAUACCGAUCUGCGAAGCAGCUUUCCGCGAGAGUAGCCAAGGCUCUUCUCAAGCUGCAACAGCUUACUCAAACUCUGCAAGAUAUUAGCCAGGACCAUAGGGUUGACAAGCUGGCGAAUGGGCUUGCUCUGGCUUUGGUUGACAGGCUCUCUAAAAAGGGCGAUAUUCGUAGCCUCCCGGCCGUGAAGUCACUUCUGCUAGGCAAUGUUCUCCAGGAGAAGCAGGCCAAGGUUGUCUACAAGGCAAUGCUUCUGGCAGCCCACAAAAUCAACGACGAUGUUGACCAGGAUGGCCGCAUCCGCAAGGAGCUUGGCUCGGUUCUAGUCAGCUUGUCUCAAGCUACCGGAGAUGCUGGAGAUGCCAUUAGAGCGGCGAUUGAGGAUGUUGAGUUCGACAUCGAGGAGCUGGAGCUGAAACUGGGCACAUCCAUUCAUUCUAAGCUCAUCAUCGAGCAACCGGUGGAGGAUCUGACAGUCGACAAGGAAUCCGGGCUUCCCGGGAAACAAGAAAAGCUGGAAGCGGCCCUCCAACGGGUUUCAAACCUGGAACCUCAGACGUCUUCAUGCUUAUCUGAGGAGCCAACUAAUUUGCUUGACGAGCUCUUUUCGGUAUUUUUAUCCGCGGCUGCUAGCGAGGGCAGUCUUCCGAACUUCGACAAUGCCCCCGUUUUGAGCCAGCUCCAAGCACCAAGGGAAUCGUUUUACUUCAGUUUCUAUGUGCGGAUCUGGUGUGGCCAGUUUCCCACACUAGCCAAGGUAGCGGCCCUGGAGCAAGUCAAAGCUCGAUUGAAGGAAGAAGACUGCACCAGCCACGACUUUCAGGCCCUGAUUCCUUACUGCAUAGUCGCACUGAGCGACUCUGCGAAGAAGGUCCGUCGUGCUGCGGCAGAUCUCAUGGCUGUCUUGGGUCCUCUUUUCGCCGACCCUGCUAAGAGCACUCGACCUGUCUGGGGGUCAAAAGAUCUCUAUGUGAAGAGCGAUGUCCUUUCAAACCUGGCCCCUGACGCAUCAAAGUCACUGGUUCAGUCCGUCCUCCUCCCCUCUCUGGAAGAAUCCGUCAUCCACCAGGACCAUGUGCUCGCGGCUCUUAGCGGUUGCUUGGAAAAGAAGGACACUGAGAAGAAGCAUCUCUCUCACGCGAUGAGACUCUCUAUUUUGAAGUUUUUGUGCAGCCAUGUUGUGGCGACACCCAUUCUCACAGUCAAGCUGUGCUUACUGAAGCCGCUUAACCAAAUACGGAGCAUUUCCGGCACCUCCAGAACAGAUCUUCUGCUGCCGCUGCUCAAAUGGUGGGCUUAUCUGCCAGAAACUGAAGCAAGCCAGCUUGCAAUCCGAGAGCAACUCGACGAGGUGGCGCUGGAUGCCGCGUUUGUGGACAUUGUCAUUGCAAACAGUGCUGUUGGACUCGAAACGCUUCUUGACUUCAUCAAAGAACCACGAACUGCAUCGAGGCCAAACCUUGUCCAGGCUAUAUUUGCUCGCCUAGGCAAGAUCUGGCCGUCGAUGAAAUCCGAUACGCGGUUUUCCAUGGCGAAGAUAAUGAUUGCUCUUUCGCAAACCGUUUCCCGACCCUCGUCUGGACCGAGUUCCAUUCCUGCAGAGGCUGCUGACCUCCUGCGGAAGGUGGAACUCACAACCGACAUACUCCUUGACUUUCUCCAGACUCUGCAGGAAGGCGUCAAUAUGGUCAUUGAGCCGCCAGCGGCCAAACGGAGGCGGGUCAGUGCGUCAGAGCACAGCCGAAGCGUUAGUCUGCAAGGUAGCCCAGAGCUCCACGCCGUUCUGAACAAUACCACGUUUGUUUUGGAACUUGUCCAGGAGUCCAAACCACAAGACCACCCGGAACUGCUCACGAGCCUCUUCAACGCCCUGGCAGACCUUCAACAUCUCCGGACUCUUAUUGGCUCAGAACUGGGGUAUCUUCAAAACCUUGUGCUAAGCAGCCUCCUGGCAAUGAUGCCAGCCUUCAAGAAGGACAAAAACUUGACGAUUGAUGCAUCCGUAGGUCAUGGAGACGUAUUGGCGGCCUGCAUUCAGAAAUCAUCCAGCCCCACCGUUAUCAAUGCCGCGUUGCUUCUCGUGGCUAGUCUGGCGAAAACUGCUCCCGAGGUUGUGCUGCAGAGUGUGAUGCCCAUUUUCACCUUCAUGGGCGGCUCAGUGCUCAAGCAGGCCGACGACUACUCGGCCCAUGUCAUCAACCAGACCGUCAAGGAGGUAAUUCCUCCUCUAAUCGACACAUUCCGCAGGACUCGGAGAAACCUUGUGGCAAGCACAUCGGAACUUCUCACGAGUUUCGUAACUGCCUACGAACACGUACCCUCUCACCGAAAGUACGGUCUGUUCGUGUCUCUGAUCGAAAGCCUUGGGCCAGAAGAUUUCCUCUUCGCGGUGCUCGCCAUGUUUGUGGACAAGUAUGGUGCCACAGAUAGCAUGGUCUCAUUCACCACCCAACUCUUGAGCCACUUCUCUGUUGAAAUCCAACUGCAGACUUUGAUCAAGUUCCUGGACCUGGUCGGCGACAUUUUCAAGCCGAAGCCCAUUUUGUCGGCCACGCUCCUUGGAAAGAACGAUCAUGGAGAGAAGGACCCUGCAAAAACCGCGACAAAGCAGCUCGCGCUUUUGCCACACCUACUUGCGAACCGGCGGCUGAAACGGGAAAUUUCCCAGUUGGCUGAGAGGGACGACAUGGACUCGGCCAGGAUUCGUGAUCUUUACGCCACACUGCUAGAGAGCCUGCUCACGCUCGCAAGCACUGUCAAGACUAAAAAGCCCCUGUACAACCGCUGCGGCGACGCGCUGUCCAAUCUUCUGAACCUGUUAUCAAUCGCCGAGUUCAUCAAGAGCGUGGAAGCUCUGCUCGAUCGGCCCAAGGUUGGACUGCGGCAGAAGGUUUUGCGAGCCCUCGAGCUGCGCGUGGACAGCGAAGGCAACACGGACCCGAAGUCGAGGACGGCCUUGCUCGCUUUUUUGCCCCAGCUCACUGCUGUUGUUCGAGAGUCGGAUGACAUGGACUACAAGCACACGGCUGUGACUUGUGUCGACAAGAUCGCCGAGAAGUAUGGCAAGAAGGAUAUUGAGGCGGUUGCAGCUGCCGCGGCGACAAUUGUGGGCGACCACUGCCUUGGCCAGCCAUCUCAGACCCUCCGCGUCAUGGCCCUUUUGUGUCUGGCCUCGCUCGUUGACGUCUUGCAAGACGGCAUCGUGCCUGUACUCCCGGCGGCAAUUCCCAAGGCACUGGCUUAUAUCGAAGAAAGCAUUGGUGACGAAAAGUCAAACCCAGAGCUUCACAAUGCGGCAUAUGCCUUUAUGGCAGCGCUAGCUCAGCACAUUCCGUACAUGAUGUCGGGCGCUUACCUCGAUCGGUUGCUGGCUUGCUCGAACUCGUCGGCGGCCGCUGGCCUCGACGAAGAAUCGAAUAGCAAUCGAUCCCACUGUCUUCAGCUCCUGGCGAAGCUGGUUGAUCCGAAGGCACUAUUUGUUGCCCUGGAGAAGAACUGGGCCCAUGCGGCUGCCUCGGGUUUCGCGGCCCUCACCGAAUGCCUCCAAAUUCUUGGCAUGGCUCUCGACAAACACCCCAAGUCGGUUAUCGCCAAAAACAUUACUUCCAUCUCGGCCAUUUUCCUCAGUGCUCUCGACCUGAGGAGACUUAAUGCUACCAACCAAACUGGCGAGUUUGGAGCAACGGAACUUGCUCAGAUCGAGAGCGCUAUUAACGGUGGUGCUCUCAAGAUGAUAUACAAGCUAAACGACGCCGCUUUCCGACCCGUGUUUGCCCGGUUUGUCGAGUGGUCGUGGUCGGGGCUCCCCAAGAGCGACGUCGCCGGGAGGACUUUGCGCCUACUGAGUCUGUACUCGUUCCUGGAUACCUUCUUCGGCAGCCUCAAGUCAAUUGUGACCAGCUAUGCGUCUUAUAUGGUGGAGAGCGUAGUCGCUGUCCUGGGCAAGACGGAUUUCAAGGAGGCAGGCGAGAAGGAGCUGUGGAAGCAAGUCCUCUGCACUCUGGCCAAGUGCUUCGAACAUGACCAGGAUGGGUUCUGGCAAGCACCCGCGCACUUCAACGCCGUUGCCCCUGUACUUACAGGGCAGUUCCUGUUGGCGGGAACUAUCGAGUCGACCGAGGAGCUCGCCGCAGCUGUUGUGGAGCUCGCCGCAGCUGCCGUCUCGAAGGAGCACCACAAGGAGUUGAACGGAGCGCUGCUCAAACAUCUCCGAUCGGAGCAGCCCGCUGUGCGGCUGGCGGUGGUGAAGUGCGAGCAGGACCUGACGGCUCGUCUGGGCGAGGAGUGGCUGCAGUCGCUGCCUGAGAUGCUGCCGUAUAUCAGCGAGCUACAAGACGACGACAACGAGACAGUGGAGCGGGAGAAUCGCCGCUGGAUCGUGGCCAUCGAGCAAACACUGGGGGAGAGCCUGGACUCGAUGUUGCAGUAG